Danaus chrysippus (African queen) is the source of this 1191-nucleotide messenger RNA. NCBI's taxonomy places the organism in Eukaryota, Metazoa, Arthropoda, Insecta, Lepidoptera, Nymphalidae. The record is from the annotation of a GenBank genome assembly.
AUGGAACCCGGCUUCAGUGAAUUGGAUGUGGCGCGCCGAGAGCCCAUGGACUCAUCGAUCGAGGCUAUGCAUCCAUUGGAUCCUCCGCCGCCCGAUGUUCUGUUAGCGUUGUUGGCAAGAAACAAGGCUUUAGAAGCCAGUAUACCAAAAUGUGGAGGCUGUCAUGAGAUGAUAGUAGAUCGAUACGUGCUCAAAGUGUCAGACAGGACUUGGCACGCUGGCUGUUUGAGGUGUGUCGAGUGUCGAGCCAUGCUAUCAGGGAAGUGCUUCGCUAGAAAUAACCAGCUAUACUGCACCGAGGACUUCUUCAAGCGUUACGGCACUAAGUGCGCGGGCUGCGGGCAGGGCAUCCCGCCGACGCAGGUGGUACGGCGGGCCCAGGCCCACGUUUACCAUCUUCGGUGUUUCGCUUGUGCAGCCUGUGCACGCACACUCAAUACCGGAGACGAAUUUUAUCUAAUGGAGGAUGGAAAGCUUGUUUGUAAACCGGACUAUGAAGCUGCGAGAGCGAAAGGUGAAGGUUCGUUGGACGGAGACGCAGCUAGCAAGAGACCGCGAACUACAAUUACUGCAAAACAGCUUGAAACUCUUAAAAGUGCUUAUAGUAGCAGUCCGAAACCAGCUCGCCACGUGAGGGAACAGCUUGCUCAAGAUACCGGCUUGGAUAUGAGGGUCGUUCAAGUUUGGUUUCAAAAUCGGAGGGCAAAAGAAAAGCGACUGAAGAAGGACGCGGGUCGAACAAGAUGGUCACAAUACUUCAGAUCUAUGAAGGGCGGAGGUAGUGGCUCACCGCGUCACGAUCGACUUCUGGAUAAAGACGAGUUGAAAAUAGAUUUGGACUCUUUCAGUCAUCAUGAGUUAAGCAACGAUAGCUAUAGCACUGCUGCGCUGGGUGGUGAGGAGGGAUCACCAGCCGGCGGCGCGGCGGGGGGGACUCGGUUUGGUACCACGCCACCGUAUCUUCGUGCUCAUUCACCCCCCCACGCACAUUAUCAUUAUCCCCCCGAUCACCUCGUAUAUACCAAUAUCGGUCAAUCAAUGGGUGGCACUGGUUUAGGAGUGGGGGCUGGUGGUGCGUCUGAUAUGAGCAGCUCUUCUUCCCCUGCGGCUGGUGGGUACCCUGACUUUCCUCCGUCUCCCGACUCCUGGCUCGGCGAACCACAUCACUAUUCGCCCCGAGGCUACCCCUAG